AUGACUGCAUCGCUCUCUGUUUCUGAAAAGCCUGGCCACAAUCGACGCCGCUCUUCUAGUAUAAUUAACCAUAUUGAACCUGAAACCAUUGAAGAACAGACUGACCAGGCUUCUCUUCCAAAUCUGAAUGCUGACUGGGUUAAUAACAAGGGUGCUUGGGUUAUACACAUUGUCGUUAUCGUCAUGUUAAAGGUCUUCUAUGACCUUCUGCCUGGAGUCACCCAGGAACUCAGUUGGACUCUCACAAACAUCACCUACGUAACUGGCUCAUAUGUUAUGUUUCACUAUGUAAAGGGAAUACCAUUUGAGUUUAAUGGCGGUGCCUACGAUAAUCUUACCAUGUGGGAACAGAUUGACGAUGGUGACCAAUACACUCCGGCAAAAAAGUUUCUGCUGGGAGUUCCCAUUGGUCUCUUUCUCAUUUCCACUCACUAUACUCACUAUGAUAUUACCAUGUUUGUGCUCAACUGCCUGGCUUGUCUAUUUGUCGUGAUUCCAAAGCUUCCUUCAAGCCAUCGUCUCCGCAUCUCAGUCCCAGGAUAUGCCACCCCUGUCAGUGAGGACUAG
Magnusiomyces paraingens is the source of this 567-nucleotide messenger RNA. RefSeq lists its product as uncharacterized. Lineage: Eukaryota; Fungi; Ascomycota; Dipodascomycetes; Dipodascales; Dipodascaceae. The coding region runs from base 1 to 567 and encodes 188 amino acids. Gene Ontology annotation, cellular component: endoplasmic reticulum membrane. Gene Ontology annotation, biological process: negative regulation of ceramide biosynthetic process; intracellular sphingolipid homeostasis; ceramide metabolic process. The record is from RefSeq and is a predicted model, not a curated record. The transcript has 2 exons.